AUGUCCUUUCGACUUUCUAGUGGAUCCAGGCGGGUCUGCUCUCAAGCUGGCCCUGGCCGGCUGUCUGGUGGAGGGGCAGGCUUCGGGGCUGGGAAUGUGUGCAGUGGGCCUGGAGCAGGAAGCAGCUUUUCUUGUGCUCUUGGGAGCGUUUCUUCUGGGGGAGGUUUCUACAGCGGCGGUGGAGGGCUGGGAAGUGGCGUCUGUGCUGGUUUUCUUGGAAAUGAGCAUGGCCUCCUCUCUGGCAAUGAAAAGAUGACCAUGCAGAACCUCAACGACCGCCUGGCGUCCUACCUGGACCACGUGCGAGCUCUGGAGGAAGCCAACACAGACCUUGAGCAGAAGAUCAAGUGCUGGUAUGAGAGAUAUGGGCCUGGUUCUUGCCGGGGACUGGAUCAUGACUACAGUAGAUAUUCCUCAGUCAUUGACGAUCUUAAAAGGCAGAUCAUUUCUGUGACCACCUGUAAUGCCAGCAUUGUUCUACAAAAUGACAAUGCCAGACUGACCGCUGAUGACUUCAGGCUGAAGUAUGAAACCGAGCUUGCGCUGCACCAGAGCGUGGAGGCCGACAUCAAUGGUCUGCACAGAGUGAUGGAUGAGCUGACCCUGUGCACAGCCGACCUGGAGAUCCAGUGUGAGGCCCUUACUGAGGAGCUGGCUUACCUGAAGAAAAACCAUGAGGAGGAAAUGGAGGUCCUGCAGUGUUCAGCCGGGGGGAACGUGAAUGUGGAGAUGAAUGCAGCCCCGGGCGUGGACCUAACUGUGCUGCUGAACAACAUGAGGGCCGAGUACGAGGACUUGGCCGAGCAGAACCGCAAAGAGGCAGAAGCCUGGUUUAACGAGAAGAGUGCUUCGCUGCAACAGCAGAUUUCUGACGAUGUGGGAGCAGCCACAGUGGCCAGGAAUGAGCUGAUGGAACUGAAACGCAACCUGCAAACCUUGGAAAUAGAACUUCAAUCCCUCGUGGCCACGAAACAUUCCUACGAAUGCUCCCUGGCAGAGACCGAAGGCUAUUACUGCCUUCAGCUCCAGCAAAUCCAGGAUCAGGUCGGGGCGAUGGAGGAACAGCUCCAACAGAUCCGCACGGAAACCGAAGGCCAGAAGCUGGACUAUGAACAGCUUCUCGAUAUCAAAAUAUUUUUAGAAAAAGAAAUUGAAACGUAUUGCAUAUUAAUAGAUGGAGACGGAAGAAAAAGCAAGUCCACAGGUUACAUAUCAAAAGGGUGUGAGCCUGUAAAUUCCGAAAAUCAAGUCAAAGACUCAAAAGAAGAAGCGGUUAUUAAAACAGUGGUCGAGGAGCUAGAUCAACUCAGCAAUGUCCUUUCACUGAGGGUCCACUCAGUUGAAGAAAAAUCCUCUAAAAUAAGCAAUAUUACAAUGGAGCAACGCGUACCUUCUAAAACACCUUAAUGAG
Myotis daubentonii (Daubenton's bat) is the source of this 1411-nucleotide messenger RNA. RefSeq names its product keratin, type I cytoskeletal 26-like. The record is from RefSeq and is a predicted model, not a curated record. Gene Ontology annotation, cellular component: cytoskeleton. NCBI's taxonomy places the organism in Eukaryota, Metazoa, Chordata, Mammalia, Chiroptera, Vespertilionidae. Gene Ontology annotation, biological process: epithelial cell differentiation; intermediate filament organization. Gene Ontology annotation, molecular function: structural molecule activity.